Molecule: messenger RNA, 1312 nt
Organism: Nannospalax galili (Upper Galilee mountains blind mole rat)
Lineage: Eukaryota; Metazoa; Chordata; Mammalia; Rodentia; Spalacidae
Gene: Bcap31
Product: B cell receptor associated protein 31
Exons: 8
Coding region: 169-909 (246 amino acids)
Biological process (GO): intracellular protein transport; endoplasmic reticulum to Golgi vesicle-mediated transport
Cellular component (GO): endoplasmic reticulum membrane; endoplasmic reticulum
Source: RefSeq, a predicted model, not a curated record
GCCUCAAAGGGUUGGUAGGCGGUACGCAGGGCCAGACGCGUGCUUCCGGUUUCCGGCCGCGGGUAAGGGGCGGGGCCGCAGCUGUGGUGAGCGUUGGCUGGGUGUGAGCGUUGAGUGAAAGUCGGAAACAAGGUCAUAUCUCUCUGUCGGAGGCCUUCUAGCCACAGAAUGAGUCUGCAGUGGGGUGCAGUUGCCACCUUCCUCUAUGCGGAGGUCUUCGCUGUGUUGCUUCUCUGCAUUCCCUUUAUUUCUCCAAAAAGAUGGCAGAAGAUUUUCAAGUCCCGACUGGUGGAGUUGGUAGUAACCUACGGCAAUACCUUCUUUGUGGUUCUCAUUGUCAUCCUUGUGCUGUUGGUCAUUGAUGCUGUACGUGAGAUUCAGAAGUAUGAUGAUGUAACAGAAAAAGUGAACCUUCAGAACAAUCCUGGGGCCAUGGAGCAUUUCCACAUGAAACUUUUCCGUGCUCAGAGGAAUCUCUACAUCGCUGGUUUUUCCUUGCUGUUAUCCUUCCUGCUUAGACGCCUGGUGACUCUCAUCUCCCAGCAGGCCACGCUGCUGGCCUCCAAUGAAGCCUUUAAAAAGCAGGCAGAAAGUGCCAGUGAGGCAGCCAAGAAAUACAUGGAGGAGAAUGAUCAGCUAAAGAAGGGAGCUGCUGUGAAGGAAGGCAAGUUGGAUGUUGAGAGAUCUGAGGUGAAAUUGGAGGAGGAGAACGAGAGCCUGAAGACUGACCUGAAGAAGCUAAAGGAUGAGCUGGCCAGCACCAAGAAAAAACUUGAGAAAGCUGAAAACGAGGCCCUGGCCAUGCAGAAGCAGUCUGAGGGCCUUACCAAAGAGUAUGAUCGCCUGCUGGAGGAGCAUGCUAAGCUACAGGCCUCAGUACAUGGUUCCUCGGACAAGAAGAAGGAAUGAGGGCUUGUCUCUUCCCCUGCCUGCAGCUGGCUUCUACCUGGCCUAUACUUACUGCUUCCUGGGAAUUCAGCCUUUCCAGUAUUUGGGUUCACUUCCUUCUACUUCACCAAUUCUCAUCCACAGCUUAUAGCUCAUCAUCUUGCCCUUUUUCCACACACUGCCAGCAUACCACAAGGGACUUGAUUGAUACUCAUUCAGACUGAUUUUGCCAUUCACCUGCCUGGCCAGGCCACUUUCCACUCCUAGAAGUGUAGAGGGCACUUGUGACCUGGCCUAUGUUUGAGCCCCUUUUGUUUUGACAUGCUGAUGUAUCAUGAAGCAGGCUGUGAAGCAGGCCAACUAGUUUUUUUCCCCUGGGGCCAACUAGUUUUUUCCUGGGGGCAAUAAAGUUUGUUGUUAUCAU